AUGUCUUUCGAUGAAGGGUUAGUGUAUGAGAGUGACCCAGAUGAUCUCGAGUACGAAUAUCUGGGGAGUGAUGUCGAGAGUGAAAAUGUUGGUGGUGAAAACAGAAGUUCGGGGGACGAUGAUAGUGUGGUUAAGAAUGAGGGAGACGACAAGGGAGAUUACGACGAUUCCGAUGAAAGAGAUGACAGAGGUGGUGAUAGAGACUUACGUUUCGAUUAA
This is a messenger RNA of Arabidopsis thaliana (thale cress), 219 nucleotides long. RefSeq lists its product as uncharacterized. The record is from RefSeq and is marked reviewed. NCBI's taxonomy places the organism in Eukaryota, Viridiplantae, Streptophyta, Magnoliopsida, Brassicales, Brassicaceae. The coding region runs from base 1 to 219 and encodes 72 amino acids. The transcript has a single exon.